Aplysia californica (California sea hare) is the source of this 6101-nucleotide messenger RNA. RefSeq lists its product as uncharacterized. NCBI's taxonomy places the organism in Eukaryota, Metazoa, Mollusca, Gastropoda, Aplysiida, Aplysiidae. The transcript has 4 exons. Bases 234 to 2750 code for a protein of 838 amino acids. Gene Ontology annotation, biological process: transmembrane transport. The record is from RefSeq and is a predicted model, not a curated record.
AUCGUCAUCGACUCGUACUCGUAGACAGUAGACAGAUUAGAAAGGCACAGAACAAGGCUAGUCAGAAAGAGGAACUAUACUACAAGAAAAAAUAAAGAGUUCGGUCUUCUUGGACGUUUUCUUCCUUCUGCAAUUCUACCAAUAUUUCUCUUGAAGAGGCAGGAGGCGUUCACCCUUACACAAGCUAGAUCUAGAUCUAGGCUAGAAGCUGGGAGAAGGGCUACAGCUGCAAGAUGAUGGAAGAGGAGGAGGAGACUCUCUUUGAUCAAGAGGGUCUUCUGGGUAACAAAGAGGAAUCUACAGCAGAGAAUAAACAAUUUAAGAGGAAAAUUCUGAAGACUGCAGCACUGUCCAUGGCGUUUUUUUCUCUGGGCAUAUGCAUUGCUAUCCCCGGCAGCACCAUACAGGACCUUGGGGCCCAUGUGAAGAAACGUGUGUCCCAGGUAGCAUUUAUCUUCACCGCACGGGCUUUUGGCUACCUCAUCGGCUCCGUGGUUGGGGGCGUGCUCUUUGACCUGUUUGACCAACAGGUUCUGCUCUUCUUCACGUUGUCCGCCACGGCGGUGGCCACCACUGUUGUGCCAUGGUGCAGUGCUCUGCUAAUCCUCUCCCUGAUGAUUGCUGUUCAUGGAGUGGCUAUCGGAGUGCUGGACAGCGGUGGCAAUGUUUUUUGCAUCAAGAUUUGGGGCAAAAGAAGUCCGACCUACAUGCAAAUAUUGCAUUUUGCCUUCGGUUUAGGCGCUUUUUUGGCUCCUCUUCUGGCCCGACCCUUCCUCAAUGACCAGCUGUUGACCUACUCUAAUGAGUCGGUCAGUGGCACUCGCCACCCUAUCAACACCCAACUGACAGCCUUGGUAGGGCCAGAUCUAGGGAGGGACAUCCGAGAUGUUCAUCAGCUCGAAAGAAAUGCUGUACCGGGGCUUUUAGUGGAAAAGUUUCUGAACUCUCCCACAGUGCAUUUAGAGAAAAGGGAUGCUGAAUCAAAUUCGUCGGUGCCUAAUGUUACAUCAAGCUCUCUCGUUGAUGACUUUAAUGAAAUAAAGUUGAGUUCUACUGCGGCAAGCCCUUCUACGUCCCCUCUGCCGAAAAAGCCGUCUGUGAUUAAUGGAGAACAUCUCAAAAAGGAAAGUGCGGAUGGGGCAAAGGAGAAUCCACAGUUGCAAGAACUCAAAGACAAUCCCAUUGUCGUGACACCCCCAAAGGACCCUGUAACCGUGACCCCUCCUGUCUUAGAAGAGCCUAGUGAGAAUAUUACAUCAAGUAACUUGACUAAUGAGGCAAGCAGCUCUGUGAAUAACACUGCAGUUGGUGAUGUAGAGGGUGAGGAUAGCGAAGAUAAAGAGUCCAAUAAGGACAGUCGUGGUAAUCAGGGAGAGACAGAAGAAAACCUCUCAUUGGAUGAUGAUAUUUCAGCAGGCACCCCCACCCAGCUAUCAGCAUCAGCUACUACCACCACCACCACCAAUACAACUGCAGCAUCAACAACAACGACAACAACAGCUGUACCAACAACAACAACGACAACAACAGCAGCACCAACAACGACGACAACAACCACAUCUACAAUGUCAACUAGUACACCUCCAAGCACCUCCACUUCACCCACCACCAGCACAAGUACCACCAGCACCAGUACUCCAACAACAUCCUCCGACACAUCCCGGUCCUCACUAGGAGAUGAUGACACCCGCAAACCACCUGAAACAGUUGACUUGGGGCUUAAUACAACCUCAAAUAACAUGACUGAUAAUUUUGGGUCAGAUAUCGCUUCAGAUUUAUUUCAUGCAAUGCUUGACACUGUCAGAAACAUGUCUAAAAUACAAUUUGCUUACCUGAUUAUUGGGCUCCUUUUGUUGGUCAACGCUGGAUUCUUCUUGUUCUUGUACUGUAAGGAUAAGUACAACACAACCCCUCUAUACUCUACAUCUCAUGAGGACCUCACCCGUCCGCCGGACUCGAAAUGCUUUGUUGCCUCGAUCCUCAUACUUUUAUUUUGCUUCUUCUUUGUCUACGUGGGCAUGGAAGUGACGUUUGGGGGGCUCAUCACCAAAUUCGCACAUGCCUACCCGAAAGCUAUGUGGACAAACGCAGAUGCUGUUAUGCUAGACGCGAUGUUCUGGGGAUCGAUUGCGGCGGGUCGCGGCAUCUCCAUCCUCCUGGCACACUACUUCAAAGCCCCAUGCAUGAUGGUGAUGAACAUGAUCCUCACAGUCCUGGGCAGCCUUAUUCUCAGUUUUGGCAUCUUCGCCACUCCGAUCCUGCUCUGGGUGGGCACGAUGGUCCUGGGCCUGGGAAUGUCAUCCAUUUUCCCGACCAUCAUCUCAUGGGCUGACUCCUACUACCCUCUGACAGGCAAAGCCACGGCUGUUUUCGUUGCGGGCUCUGCGUUUGGUGAGAUGAUCGUCCCCUGGCUUACGGGGAUCCUCUACGACAGGGUUGACCAGAUGGCACUCAUGUACAUGACCUUGACCUUGUCUGUUCUGCUGUCGAUGUUGUUCCUGGCCUUGCAAGUGAUUGCAUGUCAGAAAACAAAGGCGAACCCCCGGCGCUCGCACUCUGGCUUCAUGCGGUUGGAGAACUCAGAAGACGUGGCUGAUGCCAUAGAUAUGGACCUGAUGGAGACACCGAUGUCCUCACUCCGGUUGAGACGCCCUGCAGAGAAUGAAGUGGGUUCGGAGAACCAAGUGAAGCAGAAUGGAGCUGGACACGAAGUGACUGAGUUCACCAAGCUUGUGGAGCUUAGUGAUUAAUGAUGAAGCCUGUGCUGGGAGUUUUGUGCUUGUUUCCCUGAAACUGAUUUUUUUUUUUUUUUGAGUACAGAGAAGCACAUUGUCGCAAUAAUGAUCAUUUUACAAGAUAAGAUAGUACUUUAUUAUCCCAGAGGGAAAUUUUCCUUGGCUGUACAAGACCGUUAAAACACAUGCAGGUAUACAUAAAAAAUUUAAAUUAUAUAUAUUGCUCUCAUUAUAUUUUAUGGAGGGAAAAAAGUGAGACUGACAAACAACAGAGGAAAAGAAAGAUGUAAGACCUACCAGUGGCAUCCUCCAACCACCCACUUUCACCCUAGAUCAUGAAAUACAAAAUGCUGAGAAAAUUAUCCCCAAUACUCAAACAUGUUCUUUUAUACCUUAAGAUCAGGAGCGGGAAUUUUUAUCUUUAAUGCUGUAAAAUGAUUUGUCACAAAGCAUGUUGUUAUCAAUGAAUUUGUUCUCUUUCAAUCCAGAAAGUCCCACGAUCCUACUACUCCACAUGCGUCAGAUGUGGUGAUUAACUACCCUGGUUAUUGCUUUGUAAACGGCGCAAUUUUAUUUUUAUUGCAGCAAUUUUUUUUUUGUUUCCUUUUGUCGGUCUAUUUUGAAUGCAGAAAACUGUUGCAAGUCAUCUGAACAAAUUCGCUGACGAUUCACUGCUCUUGUUCAUGUUCAUAAAGACAUUUUCUCUCUCUGUGCCUAAUUGGCAAUGUUGUGAGACUUUCUCAUGAAUAGGACUUCAAAGAAAGUAUUAUUAUUAUGUAGAUGGCUUUGAUCUUUUCUUUUUUCCAGCCUUCAGAGACUUGAUUAAUUGUCUGAAUGCUCUCCUGUUUUCUGGUAGUUUGAGUAUAAUUUCAUAUUCUGCUAGUCUUCCCUUAUGAUAUGACAGAAAGGUGUAUCAAAACAAAAAAGAGACUGUUAUCAUCACCUUCUCAUACUUUUCAGCUUGGGGGGGGGUUGAUACGUUGGUUUGAGAUUUUUUUUCUUCUUUCUAUUCUUAGAUUCUUUUUUUAGUACUUCCCUUUUUGCCUCAGUAAUAAAUUUUCUUUGAUUUUUUUUUUUACUUUAUGGGGAUAGAGAGAUGACUUGAUGUUUUGUUAUUUUUUUGGAAAUUCUGUACGUCAUACUUUAGUCUUUCUUUUUUUAUGUGUUGCAAUUUUUUCUCUUUUAUUGCAAAAUGUACUGAAUAUUGGAAAACCCCUUUAUUGGAGCCUGAGAUUUAAUUGAUCAGUCAAUAGUAAGAAAAUAAUUGAGCGUAGAAGCAUGCUUGAAAGAUGAAACAUGGCAAAAAUGUAUGUUUUGAACAUCUGAAGAGAUUCUUUUUCGUGGAAAAAGUCUUAGAAGUGCUUGCCAAAAAAAAUCACCAAAAAACCCCCUAAAAAGUAGAGGAUAAUGGAAGGAAAAUACUGUGUACAGAUAACUCUUGACUGCAAUACUAACAGUCUCAUGAAGACUGGAUCAAGAACAUACCAGGUUUCACAACUGUUUCAGUGGACCAAUGUUUUCAGAGGUGUUUGAAUUGUUGUUAUGUUACCUGUAAAUUUGUGAGUCCAAAUUUGAUGAGCAGGGGUGGUGUAUAUGAAGGCCACAGUGAAAAACAUUGUCUUCAAAAACUGUCAUAGUAAACAAAGAGCUCCAUAAACAAAGAGACCCUUUUUGAAAAAGAGUACAAUGAAAAAACAGUCAUAUAUAUGUGAACUUGAAAAUGUGACUUUGAUGGUUUUCAACUUUGGUUUUCUUAUGAGAGAUGCCCGGAAUAGUUUUAUGUCACCCAUAGUCAUGGGCUGAUUGUAGUGAUAAAUAUCACAAGACCGGUGGAAUAUAUCUUUUGUAAAAGAAGAAAACCAUCCAUGUUCAUAUUAUGUUUUUACAAAUUGCAAAUCAAAGUACAUGUGUAUUUGCUAUUUUUUGGCCAAGCAUUGCUAUUUAUAGACUGAAGAGUGUUUUAGAUGCCUGUGCAACAUCUUGUUCCCCUUAUGUUGUUGUUUUCCAAAUAAAUAUAACAGGUCAGGUUUUGACGCUUUGUAAAAGGGAAGCUUUAUAUUUGAGGGAAAAAAGUACAUGUAAUGACAUGUUAAGUCCCAAGUUUCACUUAAGAUCAUUUGAGGUCACUUUACUUUUGGAGUUUCUUUGAAUGGGACUUAUUUGAAAUCUAGUAAUUUAACGUCAUAGAAUAGUUUAUGAAGAAAUUACGAUGAUAAACAUUUUUUAUGAAAUAAUCUGAAGUAUAUUUCUGGAUGAGAGUUUUGCCUAUGAACAAAUCCAAAGUUCCCUGGUUGUGCUGAUACACUUUUUAUCCUAAAAAUGCCUAAAGCUUUCAUCUUUGUAAGAAGUCCAUGCCAGAGUCUUAGAUUUAUCCUUACUGACAGAUAUGCAUUUUUCAUAGCUUUUGUGCAAACCUGUUCUUGUUGUGAUGUUGUGUCCAAUAUGUGGUAUGUCUUUCAUUAAUGAAAUAAUGCUUGUCUUUCUUUGCUCAACAUUAAAACAGCUUUGUGUUUAUAUGUCUAACUGUUCGUGUUAUAUUUCAUCAUCAGCAUGUACACAGAAAGCUUUAUAAAGACCAAGCCUCAACGACUUUUCAAAUGCUGAAAUUUUCCAACAGUUUGCCUGGAGCGAGAUUUAUGAUCAGUUGUCUGGAAGUAAUUAAUGUAAACAUUGCCUGAAUGAACAGUAUUUACUUUCUUUUUAUAAAGUCAUUUAUGAAAGAUGGUUUUCUUUAAUGAAAUCUUUAGAUGUGUACAUUAUGCUUUGGAGAUAGUUUUGGUGUUGUGGCUGAAAAUGCUCUUUCUGGAUGCUGUUAUGUAUUUGCCUGUUUCCGUCAAAUUAUGUAGUUCCAUAUCUCCCAGCGAAGAAUUUCUACAGUGUAAAUUUGAUGCUUUUGAUAUCUAUUUUAUGUAUAUUUUUUUUCGUAAUCCAUUCUUACCAUUUUCAUUGGUGUGAUGUAUGUAACAAGCUUUGUUUUGUUGCUACGGAUGGAAGGGUUUGAGCAGAAGAUGUUCACAUUUUAUGAUUAAAUUCAAAGCCUGUUAGAGAGUAAAAUUGUGGUGUCAUAGUGUCAAUUAUGCUGUGUAAAAUUCACAUGGACUUAUUUAUCAUUUAGUUUAGUAAAAGUUUCAUGGUGUUCUCAACACUGCAUAAAGUCAUAUGAGUGUGAGUAUUUAUCGUCUCUGUUACAAAAACAACAACAACCAAGUAUCAGUUAAAACCUCCAGUGUGUAUUGUUUGUUUUUGUUCAACCAAGUAGGGUCAAGUGGAGUCACUCUUUUUUCCUACAACAGCCCUAGUGCUGUGUAUGAUGUUUAGUUUAAUCUAUAUGUGAGGCAGCGGGAUGAAAUCAGGCACUCGUGAAAA